This is a messenger RNA of Alligator sinensis (Chinese alligator), 993 nucleotides long. RefSeq names its product trace amine-associated receptor 2. Gene Ontology annotation, molecular function: trace-amine receptor activity. The transcript has a single exon. The coding region runs from base 61 to 993 and encodes 310 amino acids. NCBI's taxonomy places the organism in Eukaryota, Metazoa, Chordata, Crocodylia, Alligatoridae. The record is from RefSeq and is a predicted model, not a curated record. Gene Ontology annotation, biological process: G protein-coupled receptor signaling pathway. Gene Ontology annotation, cellular component: membrane.
UCUGAAUUUGGAAAUGGAUCUUGUCCUGAAGACUUCAGGUCAGCAGGUGUUCGAGGAGCAAUGUAUUUAUUCAUGCUCAUGGCUAUCAUCAUCACUGUCACUGGGAAUCUGGCUAUAAUAAUUUCAAUCUCAUAUUUUAAGCAGCUGCACUCUCCAACCAAUUUCAUGAUUCUGUCAAUGGCAGUCACAGACUUUCUUCUGGGAUUUGCCAUUAUGCCUUACAGCAUGAUCAGGUCCGUGGAGAACUGCUGGUAUUUUGGCAUCACCUUCUGCAAAGUCCACUACAGCUUUGACCUCAUGCUCUGUUUAGUUUCCAUCUUCCAUCUCUGUUGCAUUGCCAUUGAUCGCUUUUAUGCUAUCUGUCACCCUUUGCAUUAUUCAAGCAAAAUGACUUUUUCGGUGAUAAGAGGGUUUCUAGCAGUUUGUUGGUCAGUGCCAGCUGCUUUUGCUUUUGGGGUGGUUUUCUCAAAAGCAUAUGCUUCUGGAAUAGAGGGCUAUGAGAUACUAGUAGAAUGUUCUAGUUCCUGCCCAGUUAUGUUCAACAAAUUAUGGGGAACAAUUUUAUUUACUUUUGGUUUGUUUGUUCCUGGCUGUGUUAUGACAGGAAUAUAUGUCAAAAUUUUUGCAGUGUCCAAAAAACAUGCCCAUUUUAUGAACAAUGUGCCUGAAAAAGAAAAUGAUAAAAAGCAAAAUCAACUUUCCAAGAAUAAAGACAGAAAAGCAGCUAAGACUUUGAGUAUAGUUAUGGGGGUUUUCCUGAUAUGCUGGUUUCCUUGUUUCGUUACCAUUUUAGUUGACCCAUUUUUAAAAUUUUCUACUCCUGCUGUAUUGUUUGAUGCCCUAACAUGGUUUGGCUAUUUUAAUUCCACCUGUAAUCCAUUAAUAUAUGGUUUUUUCUACCCAUGGUUUCGUAAAGCACUAAGGCAUAUUCUGUUGGGUAAAAUAUUCCAGCCACAUUUCUAUACCACUAAUCUGUUUCUUCAAAACCAAUAG